This is a messenger RNA of Prunus armeniaca (apricot), 612 nucleotides long. The record is from the annotation of a GenBank genome assembly. NCBI's taxonomy places the organism in Eukaryota, Viridiplantae, Streptophyta, Magnoliopsida, Rosales, Rosaceae.
AUGAGUUUUUCGGGCUCGAAGAAUUCAAGAGAACGUUCCCUCUCGCCUGUUUCAGACACUGACUCGAGCACAGACUCAUACCAUGGAUCCCCGCUUGACAACCAACAAAAGAAGAUUGUCUCGGCGUCCAUAAGUGAGUCUUAUUCUAUGGCCAUGCAGGUUAUGGUGACGGGAGCAAUUUCUAUUGAAGAACAGCUAGCCCAUAUGAGCGAAGCGGUCAGGAAACUGACGAAGAUGGUCGAAGAGAAGGAUGCGCAGAUUGCUUCUCUCUUCAACAAGUGGGAAGCGCAUCAAGAUAAGGAGCCUGGUCAACACGUAAACAAGAAAGGACCACAUCAUGAGGCUGAAUCCAGCGAGAAAGGAUUGGGUCAUGAAACAGAGUCGAGUGAGAAGUCGCACGGAAAAGUUGACGUCGCCUCUGUGGGUUCUUUGUCGGUCCAACAACUUCAGAACAUGAUCAUGAACACUAUCAGGGUUCAAUACAGAGCACCUUCCCAAGACAUGCUCAUGUAUUCUAAGCCAUACACCAGGAGGAUAGACAACUUGCAGAUGCCGACAGGAUAUCAACCUCCCAAAUUCCAACAAUUCAAUGGAAAGGGCAACCCAAAAUAG